Messenger RNA from Blastocystis hominis, 527 nucleotides. RefSeq lists its product as hypothetical. Bases 52 to 510 code for a protein of 152 amino acids. Lineage: Eukaryota; Bigyra; Opalinata; Blastocystidae. The transcript has 3 exons. The record is from RefSeq and is a predicted model, not a curated record.
GCGUUGUGUCGAUUGCAAACGGGGCAGGGAGGGAAGAGCGAAUUGGAUUGUAUGGUGCAAGCGAUUAGCAAGCGGCAGUUUUGUUCACUGCUCUCGUUUAAUCAGCUGUGGAAUGCGCAAUCUCCCUUCCUGGUCGCCCAUCCUUAUUUAUUUUCAUUUUGGGCAGAUCGACUGCCUCAAGAUGAGCAGAUUGUGUUGAUGCAAUCAGUUCUGUCUGGACUGGUGGCAAUCUCGGUAAAAGACGAAAUUGAAAUUUCUGAGGAGGUUUUUAGACAGCUUGUAGUGUUUUAUAAGCUAAUGUUGCAUGUUCCUCCGAAGAUGAUGGUGGAUGCAAAGCCACUGAAACGCUUAUUGCUAAAAACGAUCCGUUCUGAACGAACGGUACAUCGAAUGGUUGGUUACCAUAUAAUUAAAUUUAUGACCACUUUGCUGAAUGAGAAGCGCGUAGAAGACUACCUAAGUCCUCUAUCUAUUCAAGAGCGGCUCAUUCUUUCUCGCGUCCAUCUUUGAUGAUGAAAAUCCCUUGA